AUGGCGGCCGCUGCGGGGCUGAUGGCGCCGCCGCCCGGCACCGCGGGCGAGGCGGGCGAGGCGACGCUCAGCCGGCAGGACGCGCUCGCGGCGAUGGAGGAGCUCAAGCGGCAUCGGCCGCGGAGCGCGCAGGCGGGCGGGGCUGCGGAGGGGGUGGACUGUGGCGCGGCUGCUGCUGCAGGGGCGGGGUCUGGGUCAGCGGGGUCAGAGCCGUUUAUUAUGCCCAGUACGCCGGAGGGCGCGUUGCAGCCGUACCUCGCGUCUGCGAGCAGCGGUGGCAGCGGAGGUGGGGGCGGGGGGAGCGGCGGAGGCGGAGGCGGGGCGCUCGCGCACGAGGGCUUGCAGGUGUUCACGCUGGGGCACCUGCUGCCGCGGUCGAGCGUGGAGGACGAGAACGGGAACUGGAGCUUCGACGCGCGCGCGCUGAACGGGCUGCUGCCGCUGCCGCUUGGGGAGGGGCAGGGGGACGAGCAAGGGGAGUACCGCAUGCAGGAUCCGCAGCAGGACUUUGGCGCCGCCGGGCCGAGCGGGGCGGGCGCCUCCAGUGCCAGUGGUAGCAGCAGCAGCGGUGGGGCGGGCGGGGAGGGCAUGGCGCGGCCGUCGUCGGCGCAGACGCUGCGGGUGCGGCGGUCGGCGUUCGUGCCGGGGUGGGCGGUGCCGCCGCGGGUGCUGCUGGUGGAGGACGACGCGGUGAGCCGGCGGCUGUCGAGCAAGUUUUUGCAGGUGUUUGGGUGCACGAUCGACGUUGCCGUGGACGGGGUGGGCGCGGUGAACAAGAUGAAUUUGGAGAAGUACGAUCUGGUGCUGAUGGAUAUCGUGAUGCCGAAGCUGGACGGGGUCUCCGCGACGUCGCUCAUCCGGCAGUUCGACCACAUGACGCCCAUCAUCUCCAUGACGAGCAAUUCGAAGCCGAACGAGAUCAUGACCUACUAUCACUCGGGUAUGAACGAUAUCUUGCCGAAGCCGUUCACGAAGGAGGGUCUGUUGGAAAUGCUCGAGAAACACCUCAUGCACCUCAAAGUGAUCCAGCAGAUGUCCAAGUUCCCGCGCACGGUCGGGAUCCCGCCGCUCUCGGACGCGGGGUUCGACGAGGCGCUCACGGUGCAGCCGUCCGCGAACCCGCUGCCGCCGCAGAACGGGGACGACGACGGGAAGAUCAACCCGCUCGCGGGGAUGGGGCUCACGGACGAGCAGUAUGCGAUGAUCCUCCAGGGGCUCGUCAGCGGCGACGUGGGGCUCGUGGGCAUCGACGGCGGGAUGAGUGCCGGCGUGGGCGUCGGCGUGGGUGUCGGCGUGGGUGUCGGUGUCGGUGUCGGCGGGAGUCUGAGCGGCGCGCUAGGGAUGGGCGUGUCAGAAAAGCGGGGGCUGGAGGACGACGGAGAGGACGGGCGCGAUGGGAAGCGGGGCAGGUUCGAGAUUGUGGAGUAGCCGACGACGCGCGCCUGACGCUGCGCUUGGUGGCCUUUUUAUUCGCUCUUUUUUUUCUUUCUUUCUGUGCUUUCUUAUCGUUUUUUCUUUCUACUUCCAGUGGCACCCCGUCGCUGUUGCUCUGCCCUUCUGCCCCUUCCUGCGUCCAGUCCCCACGCUCAUACCAUCUCUUGGCGCCUAUCGCCGCCUAUGGCUUCUGCCCCACCGUCACGACCUCUCCCCUUUUUCCUCGUUGCUGUUGUUGGUCCGCCGAUCAUCCCAUUGUCAACCUUCCUCUCCUCGUCCUCUCCACUUCUCUUCUCUUUACUCUCCGCUCUGUCGCGCUUGUCAUCGUUCCCCAUCAUGCUUCCUUCCCUCCGCGCUUCCGCCGCCCGGCGCCUCACCCUCUUACCCCCUUGCCCUUGCCCUUGUCCGAGCCCCCGCCCCUUGUCGAGCCCCCCUGUCCGAAUUCCCACUCCCUAUCACGAUCCCCUUUUGUACACGUACCUACUACGUGCCCGGUCGCCUAUCGCGGCCGCGCUCGUGCCACACCCGGCGGCAUCUCUUUACUU
Heterobasidion irregulare TC 32-1 is the source of this 1979-nucleotide messenger RNA. RefSeq lists its product as uncharacterized. Gene Ontology annotation, biological process: phosphorelay signal transduction system. Bases 1 to 1428 code for a protein of 475 amino acids. The record is from RefSeq and is a predicted model, not a curated record. NCBI's taxonomy places the organism in Eukaryota, Fungi, Basidiomycota, Agaricomycetes, Russulales, Bondarzewiaceae. The transcript has 4 exons.